AGUGGAGGAGGCAGGAAUGCCUGGGACAUCGCGGGGCAUGUGAGCAGGCCCAGCAGCCAUGGCCCACUAUAAGACUGAGCAGGACGACUGGCUGAUCGUCUACUUGAAGUACUUACUCUUUGUCUUCAACUUCUUCUUCUGGGUCGGGGGAGCAGCCGUCCUGGCUGUGGGCAUCUGGACCCUGGUGGAGAAGAGUGGCUACCUCAGCGUCCUGGCCUCCAGCACCUUUGCCGCCUCCGCCUACAUCCUCAUCUUUGCGGGCGCACUUGUCAUGGUGACCGGCUUCCUGGGCUUCGGUGCCAUCCUCCGGGAGCAGAAGGGCUGCCUCUCCACGUAUUUCUGCCUAUUGCUCGUCAUCUUCCUGGUUGAGCUGGUGGCGGGAGUCCUGGCCCAUGUGUACUACCAGAGGCUGAGUGAUGAACUGAAGCAGCACUUGAACCAGACUCUGGCUGAGAACUACGGGCAGCCUGGAGCCACGCAGAUCACCACCUCAGUAGACCGGCUCCAGCAGGAUUUCAAGUGCUGUGGAAGCAACAGCUCAGCCGACUGGCAGCACAGCACGUACAUCCUGUCGCGGGAGGCCGAGGGCCGCCGGGUGCCCGACAGCUGCUGCAAGACAGUGGUGACGCACUGCGGCCAGCGGGCCCACCCCUCCAACAUCUAUAAGGUGGAGGGAGGCUGCCUCACCAAGCUGGAGCAGUUCCUGGCCGACCACCUGCUGCUCAUGGGGGCUGUGGGCACCGGGGUGGCCUGCCUGCAGAUCUGCGGGAUGGUUCUCACCUGCUGCUUGCACCGGAGGCUCCAGCGGCAUUUUUACUAAUGGCCAACCACCUCCUCUUCCAACUGCCCCUCAGGACGACAGGUGGCCACAUGCCAUCUGCAAGGCCUGCAGAGUUAGCACCAGCUCCACUAGGGCCAUAGAUGCCCCCUCUUUUGUGCCCAGCUCCUGCAAAUCCACCAAGUGCCUGAGACCAUAGCUUCCACUGUGCCCACCCAGGCAGGGACCCUCGGCCCCCUCUCCUCCAUUUUCAGCCCCCAUGGCCAGAUCCUGGGCAGGGAAAUGACCCUUUCAGGAGACAACCAGAGCCCCUCACCAGGCACAGGGGAGCCCGUGGACUACGGCAUGGUGGCAGUUGGGUUCUCUGCUCCCUCCCAGCCCCUGAACCUGGAACAAUUGGCAGAAAACCCAGGA
Molecule: messenger RNA, 1192 nt
Organism: Piliocolobus tephrosceles (Ugandan red Colobus)
Lineage: Eukaryota; Metazoa; Chordata; Mammalia; Primates; Cercopithecidae
Gene: TSPAN11
Product: tetraspanin 11
Exons: 8
Coding region: 59-820 (253 amino acids)
Cellular component (GO): plasma membrane
Source: RefSeq, a predicted model, not a curated record